Messenger RNA from Schistocerca americana (American grasshopper), 2547 nucleotides. RefSeq names its product fatty acid synthase-like. The coding region runs from base 1 to 2547 and encodes 848 amino acids. The transcript has 14 exons. Lineage: Eukaryota; Metazoa; Arthropoda; Insecta; Orthoptera; Acrididae. The record is from RefSeq and is a predicted model, not a curated record. Gene Ontology annotation, molecular function: fatty acid synthase activity. Gene Ontology annotation, biological process: fatty acid biosynthetic process.
AUGAGAAGAUUAACAAAUGUGUUAAAAGUAAAGUACCUUCUAUACUUGCAGGUGGGGGAUCUUCAAGAAUUGGGUGCAAUAGCAGAUUUAUUUUUGAAGAAAAGAUCAUCUCCUUUGUUGAUAGGUACUAUCAAAUCAAAUAUGGGCCAUACAGAAGCAGCUUCAGGAAUAUGUUCUGUAAUCAAAUCACUAUUAGUUCUAGAAAAUAAUGAAAUUCCUCCCAACCUGCAUUACAAAAAUCCAAACUCUAAAGUGCCAGCUCUUUUAGAUGGAAGACUGAAGGUGGUCACUGAGCGACUUAAAUGGCAUGGUAACUUAAUUGCUGUUAAUUGCUUUGGAUUUGGUGGAUCAAAUUCACAUAUAAUUCUGAGAAGACCACAAUCCACCCAGAGAAAAGAUUCUUUCAUAUAUCCUCUAACUAAAGUAAUCUGUGUAUCUGGACGCAAUCAAGUGGCUGUGAAAACCCUGCUGACUAAACUUCAAGAUGAGGAUAAAAAUCAUGCAUUCCAAGCACUUAUACAAGAAAUACACUCAAUGAAUAUCAUAAGACAUGAAUGGAGAGGCUACAUAGUGAUGAAUCCCAGUGGUAACAACCUACAAGACAUACAGAUCUGCAACAAACAGAGAAAACCAGUGUGGUUAGUUUUUUCUGGACUUGGUAGCCAAUGGGCAGCUGCAGGGCGAGUGUUUCUGCAGCUAUCAAUCUUAAAAGAUGUCAUAAGACAGUGUGCUGAGUCACUUUAUCCAUUCAAAAUUGAUCUUUUUGAACUUCUCGAAGAUGAAGAUGAUACAUACACAGAUCACACUAAAACAUUCAUUUCCAUUGUUACAGUACAGAUAUGCUUAGUCACUCUACUGAGAGCAGCUGGAGUGGAGGCAGACGGCUUCAUAGGGCAUUCACUUGGAGAAAUUGCAGCGGGUUAUGCAGAUGGUUGCUUAACAGCUCAACAGGCAGUGCUUAGUGCUUACUACAGGGGAGAAGCUAUGAGAAAUAAGGAAUUCAAUGGUGGAGCAAUGCUUUCAGCAGGAAUUUCUGCAGAGCAAGCAAAAGAUAUCAUCCCUCCCUGUGUUGAUAUUGCAUGCUACAAUAGUUCUAGUCAUAUUGCAUUAUCAGGCCCAAGCUCAGAAAUUGCAAUGUUGAAGAAGCAGCUCAGCAGACAGGAUGUGAUUGUGAAAGAGAUUGAAGCAGGUGGAAUUGCAUUUCAUAGCAGAUACAUAAAGUCUGCUGAGAAUAUACUCUUGCAGAAUAUGAGAAAGGUGAUACCCAAACCAAGAAAAUGUUCAGAGAAAUGGAUUUGUUCCAGUGUACCUAAGAAUGAAUGGGAUUCUAAAUCUGUUAAAGAAUGUUCUGCGGAAUACCUAACACGUAACAUGAUGUCACCAGUAUUAUUUGCAGAUGCACUGUCUAUGGUACCACACAAUGCAUUUGUAAUAGAAAUAGCUCCACGAGGAAUAUUGCAAAGCAUACUGCGUGGGGGACUACCUGGUUCUGUGACAAUAGCAAGUGCAAUGUCACGUUAUGACAACUCUUUGUUGCAGUUUUCUCUUGUUCUGGGAAGAUUGUAUUUGUCUGGGUCACAAAUAUGUCUUACAAAACUCUACCCUCACAUUGAAUACCCAGUCCCUGCUGGAACACCACAUAUUUCACCUCUAACAGUAUGGAACCAUGAUCAAGAGUGGUUUGUACCAAUUUUCUCUGACAAGGAUUUUCUAAAUAAACAGUGCGACAAGUUUGAGAUUGAUCUGAACAAGCAUGAAGAUGAGUGGUACAAGGGUCAUACAAUUGAUGGAAGAAUAUUAUUCCCAGCAACAGGAUAUCUGGUUCUCGCUUGGAAGACAUUGGCAGCACAUAAAGGCUUCAAGUAUGAAACUCUGCCAGUCAUUUUUCACAAUGUGCACUUUCAGAGGACAACUGUGUUUCCUUCCACAGGGAAACUCACUUUCUUUGUUGAGAUGAUCUUUACAGAAGGACAAUUCAUUAUUUGUGAAAGUGACCAAAUAGUUGUGUCUGGUCAGAUAUUUGUCUGCCGGGAACCAGAGAAGGAAUUUAUUUGCCUGAAUAAAGCUUCCCAGACUGGUGAACGAAGUACUAUGCCAUUACUCAAGAGCAAGGAAGCGUAUUUGGAUUUGCGUUUACAUGGGUAUCAAUACACAGGAGUCUUUAAGGGAAUGUUGGAAAUAGAUGAUAGUGGAGCCAAAGUUCAUUUUACCAAUAACUGGGUUGCUCUGAUGGACUCUGUUUUGCAGGCAGCCUUAAUGAAGAGUGCUUUCAGGUAUUUCUCACAUAUCUGUUUUCCAACAAAACUGCAGAAGGUGAUUAUUGAUCCGCAGAAAGUUUGUCAGACAGGUUGGUAUUCAAAGACUCUUUUGAAUUAUUUCAUCCAGAAGACUUCCAUAGCAUUUCCUAGUUUUGUCCUUUGCAAGAAUAAUUCUCUUUUCUUAAGAGGAAACAUUGUAAUUGAGCCUUAUGUCAUACACAAUAACAAGUCAACUUAUCAAAUAACUUUAAACGUCACUCCUAUGUUGCUGAGAAAUUUGUUUUUAUAA